Molecule: messenger RNA, 1388 nt
Organism: Anopheles gambiae (African malaria mosquito)
Lineage: Eukaryota; Metazoa; Arthropoda; Insecta; Diptera; Culicidae
Product: peptidoglycan-recognition protein SC2
Exons: 3
Coding region: 762-1328 (188 amino acids)
Biological process (GO): peptidoglycan catabolic process; innate immune response
Molecular function (GO): peptidoglycan binding; N-acetylmuramoyl-L-alanine amidase activity; zinc ion binding
Source: RefSeq, a predicted model, not a curated record
UCGAUGAACUGCAGAAGAGGUGCAGAAGUUUUAUAGCUGCCUUCAUCCUUGACCGGAAUUGGGUGGAAUUUUGGACAUCUUCAAACGUGUGUUCAUCUAUUCGUACGACACAAAUACGCAGUUGUCUUGCUUAGAAUCUAUUGCCGAACUUAAGGGGGCAGAGCACGAUGUCAGCAAGCACGCAAGUUGAUCCAAUUAAUGCUGUACACAAGAGGUAGAACGAUAAUCCACUUUUGAUAGGCAGAUGUAAUGUAAACAAACAACAAUACGAAGUAGCGCCCAUCUAAUCGGAGCAAAUGGUUUAAAUAUGUAACCGAUAGCUAGGUGGGUCGAUGGCAUAUUCUAGAUUUUACGCGCCGUAAAACAAUAUCAGCAAACAAAAGUAAUGCAAACUGGCCGGUAAAAACACAGCUCGUGACGUCACUCAACUGGAGUUGGUACACUUAUCUUAUCGAGCACACGACUCUACUACCGCUGCCGGUAGUCCUUGCGGGAGUCCAAUCGUGCCGUAUUGUACUGGUUAACGGCUUAAUCUGAUCCAAGCGUGUGUUUAUCGUUGCCCAAAAUAUGCAGCGUGACGUAGUAUGGGUCGAUUUUCACACGGCACGCUCUUAUUUUACGGGACAUUCCCAGCAAACCCUGUUUGCCUAGCUGGUGACUCCCCGAUAACGAAUAAUUGAAUGUCUAUAAAACGUGCGGAUUAGGGGCCCGCAGGACAACAUUUCCACUGCAACCCGCACAACUGCUAGAAGUGUACAACGAUGAACAAGUUCGCGACCGUUCUGGUGCUGGCCAGCAUCUGCCUGGCGGGCGUUUCGGCCCAGUGCCCGCGCAUCGUGACCCGCGCCCAGUGGGGAGCCCGUGCCGCCAACACCGCCCAGCUGCCGAUCCGUCCGGCCCCGUGGGUCGUGAUGCACCAUACGGCCGGUGCGGCCUGCACGACCGAUGCGGCCUGCGCCCAGCAGAUGCGCAACAUCCAGUCCUUCCACAUGGACGGCAACGGCUGGGCUGACAUUGGCUACAACUUCCUGGUCGGUGAGAACGGUGCGGCGUACGAGGGACGCGGCUGGGGCCGCCAGGGCGCUCACGCUCCCGGCUACAACGAUCGCUCGGUCGGCAUGGGCGUGAUUGGCACGUUCACCAACGGCAUCCCGAAUGCGGCCGCCCGCAACGCUGCCCAGCAGCUGAUCAGCUGUGGUGUGUCGCUCGGCCACAUUGCCUCGAACUACUGGCUGAUCGGACAUCGUCAGGCCGUUGCCACUGCCUGCCCCGGAAAUGCCUUCUUCAACGAGAUCCGAAACUGGCCGCGCUUCAACCCGAACGUGUAAAAGUUGUGUUUAUUGAAGACUGUGUUGGUUGUUCAAUAUAGAAUGGAAUAAGUGCAUUCA